UUUAUUUUAUUCGGCGCUAUGCUCUACCACGGGCGAGCCUUUCGACUCAGUUUUAACGCACGUUUGAAACGACAACUAUAUGUUAUGUUCGCUCGGUAAUUAUUCAAAUCGGAAGCGACUCUUAAAUCAGUAUUUUUUGGCCGGCUCUUGUCUCCGCGUAUCCUUAGUUAAUCAUAGUUUAUUUUUAUCACGACGUGUUAAUAAUUGUGGGGGCCUCCAUUUCGCUCUAGUAUUUGUUACAAUCGCUCGCGGAAACGUCGAAAAAUUCGCGAAGUUUGUUCACCUAAAGACCUAUUAAAUACUUUUUGGACGCGGGAACAUUUUGAAAGUUCGUAUUUUGGCGGGAACGUGUGUGAUGGCAGUGUGUAGAUUGAACAAUGUUUUUUUACGUUUUCGAGGUUAAGCGGUAUACUAGAUGUUUAAACAAGUGUGUUUUCUAAUGGAUUUAUUUUGAGGUGAGUUUAAAUUUACUUGUGUUGGUGUAUUGUUUGUUCGUGUUUAUGUGUUCGGUGGCGGGAAACCGAAUACCCAGCCGGUUCUUUGCAUGUAUUGUAUUCAAAACAUUGGGUUCGUAUCGGCUCAGUCAUUUCAAGAGUGCGAUAGAGGUGUGCCGCAGGGAGCUCUACUAGACACUCACUUUUUAACUCUAUAUGUAAUUGUGGUGUUGAAUUUGUGAUACCUGGAUGUGUCUCCAGCGAGAUGAAGACGACCACUUUAUAGGUGACGCGACACCAAUGGUGCAACUACCACUCCUGGGUCCUGAGACAGCGCUGAACACAAGUCCAGGUGGUGCUGCGAAGCCGCCACCACUCAACUCUUUCGAGCUGGACCGCUGCUUGGACAGAGAGGAGGCCGGGCGGUGGGGAGGUGAGGCAGCACGGCGUCGUAGACGCAGCCCUCCGCGUCGCUCGCCGACAGCUGAAAAUGAACCACUAUCUCUUGCUAGGGCAUCAGCUCCAACAUCGCCAACAGCUGGAUCUACUCAAUCCAGCCCAGCACCAGCCUCGCCAUCAGGCAGCACCAACGCAGGUGCCAGGUCUCCAUUGCCAUUAGUUGCGCCAGAUCUGCUAGCUAUGCAACUGCUGGACCAGCAUAGCCAGCUUCAAGCGCUGAUGAAGCAACGCCUGUUUCAUCAGCAUCAUAUGCAGAAACAGCACAUGUCUUCAGAGGCAGCAAAAAGACUGGAGCAGUCACGAUUGCAAGACCAAAUAAGCCUCAAUCUGCUCUCACAGUCCCAUCUUCAAGCACCAGACAGUUCGCCAGGUUCCCUCCAGCAACAGCUUGGUGCGCAACAGCAACAGCUGGUACAGCAAUUGCAGGCGGUCCAGAGGCAAUAUCUGAUGCACGCACCACUUUCCGUUCCACCAAAUGCACCGCCAGGUCUAAUGUUAUGGGGUAGUGAAAUAGAGGAACACCCCUUGUAUGGACGAGGUGUCUGUAAGUGGCCGGGAUGCGAUGCCCUCGCUGAAGAUUUCCAGGCUUUCCUCAAGCACUUAGAAGCAGCACACACAUUAGACGAUCGUUCAGCUGCGCAGGCGCGUGUCCAGAUGCAGGUGGUAGCCCAGUUGGAGCUGCAGCUACGCCGCGAGAGGGACCGUCUGGCUGCCAUGAUGCGUCAUCUCCAUGCUGCAAGGGAUACCGCUCAUCAUCAUAAAAUGCCACAUGGACCUGCCAGUGAAGGGGCAUCUCCAGGUCCCGUGAGGCGUCGGGUCUCCGAUAAAUCUGGGGUGGCUAUAGCUGGAGGUCUUCCAUACAUGCUCGAAAGAGCUGGAUUAGACGUACAACAAGAAAUACAAAGGAAUCGGGAAUUUUAUAAGAGCGCGGAUGUGCGGCCGCCCUUUACUUACGCAUCACUUAUAAGACAGGCCAUUAUAGAGUCUCCAGACAAACAGCUCACAUUGAACGAGAUUUACAACUGGUUCCAGAGUACUUUCUGUUACUUCAGACGAAACGCAGCCACUUGGAAGAAUGCAAUCCGGACGAACCUGUCUCUACACAAAUGUUUCGUGCGCUACGAGGAUGACUUCGGUUCGUUUUGGAUGGUGGAUGAUGCGGAAUUCGUGAAGAGAAGGCAUCUCAGCCGAGGUCGACCCAGAAAGUAUGAGCCAGCCCCACCGGGACCCAACGCUCAACAGUUUUUGGGAGCUCAAAGCCCACCAAUGAUGACUAGUCCUCAUGGAUACAGCGAAGCUUUGAAGCGAAACCUUCAGGGUAUGAUGGAAGAUUGCAAUCUAGCGUACAUGUCAACGGAUGAUCAUAUGAUGCAAAAUGAUGAUUACCAAUCAUCCCAUGAGGAUUACAGCCGACCACAAAUGAUGAACGGUUACGGCAACAGCAGUUCCUCACACGACGUCAAAGCCGAAGAUCUGAGUGCUAACGAUGCACAAGAUAUUAAGCCAAAUAUUUAUGCUCUGAAGAACGAAAUGCAGGCUUCUGAUUAUACCAGUAAAGGUGAUUACUCAAAUUCAACCAAGGAGUCCUCAAGCAACCGCUCCAGCGAGACAAGCCCAUACAGCGAGUACGCGCGUCCCGAGGACAGAUACCGCGCCCUCUCCCACAUCAAAGACGAGGCAGAAAACUUGUCCCUCAACGAGCAAAGGUCUGACAAGUAGAUUUUUAAAUUUGGAAUUCCAUCGAAAAUCAUCGAAGUGAUUGAACUAAGCAAUACAAAGUGAUUACGAAUUUUGCACUAGCAUUAUCACAAUAUUUACGGGUAGUUGUAUUUUGUGAAGUGUUCACUGGAGUAUAGUUUACCAAAAACGUUAAUUUCACCCGGUUUUAACGGGAAGUAUUAUUUUUAGUUCUAGCUAUUUUGAAUUGUUAGCGGCAUUGUUAGUAAUGCCUUAAUAAAGGUUCAUAUCAAUAUUGAAAUAUUUAAAAGUAUUUAAUCAUUAUUUGUAAUAAAUAAGAACAAUAAGUAGCUGUAUCGGUAAGUAUAGUACAUUUGCGCAAAGCGUUUUGGUUCGCGUUCAUUCCUUGUUAGUUUGAAUCUGUUUGCUUAAAGUUUUGAUUUACAUUUAAGUCUCAAUUAAAUUGAAAUCGGUCAAAAUUGUAUGAUCUAAAACGUAAAAAAGGGUGCGUGUACUUAUGUACGCGCGUAAGAAGUUAUACUUCUUUG
Messenger RNA from Pieris napi, 3118 nucleotides. It is a transcript of the gene FoxP, whose product is annotated as forkhead box protein P1. Gene Ontology annotation, cellular component: nucleus. Gene Ontology annotation, biological process: regulation of transcription by RNA polymerase II. Gene Ontology annotation, molecular function: DNA-binding transcription factor activity, RNA polymerase II-specific; RNA polymerase II cis-regulatory region sequence-specific DNA binding. NCBI's taxonomy places the organism in Eukaryota, Metazoa, Arthropoda, Insecta, Lepidoptera, Pieridae. The coding region runs from base 684 to 2612 and encodes 642 amino acids. The transcript is spliced from 19 exons. The record is from RefSeq and is a predicted model, not a curated record.